AUGGGUCUCGUGAGUACUUUGAAAGUAUUUUUUAUACUGGCUAAUAUCUUAACAAUCUGUGCUAAUGGAGAUACGGGGAACAUACCAUUAGAUAUGCAGACUUUAUCACGAGAUAAUGAAAGGCAAGCAUCUAUGUAUCCAAACACCAUUUACUACCCAAAUAUGUACACAAAUUAUCCGCAAGAAUGGACUCAAGCAAGGGCGGCACCAGAAACAGAAAGUAAGUGGAACUUUCAAGAAUCUUUAAGUGAUGAGGAAAAAUCGCGGAGCGCAUCAAAGUUCGCACCACUUACAUACUCAAAACCUUUAUAUAAACCGAACUUGCCGUGGUCUGCCAACAUUUACCACGGGCCUAACUUAGAGGCGGAUUUAAUAAAACCAAAGUUCGGAUUGUUGGAGCCAAGUUUAAAGCUGAAUAAGUUGGGUAGCUUGUUGAAUUUUGGCCUCGCGUUGCUUGGCGGCUCCGGUUUUAAAGAUACCCUGAUUAACAAUAUCCUCAGACCGCUGCUGGCAUCGAAGGGGGCCUUGAAGACUUUCAUUGGGAAGCUCUCGAUUCCGGUUGUGGCCUUGAUUCUUGUUAAUGUAGAGGUUCUGUUCGUCGUUUGGUGGUUAUGGGAGGAUUGUACUGAACAAACACUCGACACUGUGACUCCAUUUUCCUCUCAAGCAACAGUCAGUAAUUUUAGUACAUCCAAGCAAGUUCAAUAA
Molecule: messenger RNA, 708 nt
Organism: Pieris macdunnoughi
Lineage: Eukaryota; Metazoa; Arthropoda; Insecta; Lepidoptera; Pieridae
Source: the annotation of a GenBank genome assembly